Cryptotermes secundus is the source of this 623-nucleotide messenger RNA. It is a transcript of the gene ATPsynG, whose product is annotated as ATP synthase subunit g, mitochondrial. The coding region runs from base 196 to 507 and encodes 103 amino acids. NCBI's taxonomy places the organism in Eukaryota, Metazoa, Arthropoda, Insecta, Blattodea, Kalotermitidae. The transcript has 3 exons. The record is from RefSeq and is a predicted model, not a curated record. Gene Ontology annotation, biological process: proton motive force-driven ATP synthesis. Gene Ontology annotation, molecular function: proton transmembrane transporter activity.
UAUUUCCAUAAUGUUGCAAUAAUCUGCUUCGAAAAUGAAUUUGUAUCAAGUCGCUGUUAUUGAAUAAGAGUCUCAUUAAGAUGUAGAGAUCUACUUGCUAGAAUGUUUAUAAUUUUAACUGUCCAUCGAAAUUCAGUAUUUAUAUCCAUGAACAUGGUCGGCAUUUCCGGAAAGAGAAUUAACUGGUAGUUAAUAAUGGCUAAAGCUAUCUCUUCUUUAGUGGCCAAAGGCCCAACUCUGGUGAAAGGUUUUGUUGAUACCGCAACGCCAAAAUUUAAUCUUUUUCUAAAAUAUGCCAAAGUAGAGUUGGCUCCACCUACUCCUGCAGAUAUUCCACAGAUAAGAUCUGGAAUACAGAAACUACUCACAGGAUUCCGAACCGGGAAGUGGAAGGAAACUACUGUAAAAGAGGCAUGGCUGAAUUCUCUUGUAACAGCAGAAGUUGUGUUUUGGUUCUUCAUUGGUGAAUGCAUUGGGAAGAGGAGCAUUAUUGGUUAUCAUGUGUGAGGUACUUUUUGUUGUAAAUUACUAUAUUGAAUUCUGAAUGCUGUUGUAGCGAUACUUGUCGAUGUGGAUAUGUUAUUUGUAGUGUACAAAUUUAAAUAUACAUUAUAGAAUAUGAA